GUUCCUGAUAUUGAGGAGAUUAUUAACGGAACACAGCAGUCACCGAUUGUCUCAACACAUCCUCCCGCUAGAGCAUCUGGAUCAUCAAAUAUUACGCGUCAAUCAUUAAUUACACUUCCAGAAGUCAGUGAUGUAGAUCUUUCAGUUUCUUCUAUUAGUGGAUUUAGCGGGGGAUUUGAUGCCGGAUUUGGAAUGAAUGAUGAUUUACUUAUGAUGGAUGAUGGCGGAAUUAGAAUUGACUUUGAUGAAGAAGGUGGUCUACAUGAAUUUGAACUUCGAUCUGAUGGGCAGGGUGAGAAUCAACAACAAAAUGGUCGUGAUCCUUUAAAUUCGGAUAUGAAUGAAAUCAUGAAAAGGGUUAGAGAAGAACAUGACGCUGGCCUUCAAGAAAAUAAAAAAGAAAAGAGACGGAUACGUCAAAAGGAACCUAAUACAGGAGAACAAGAUUUGGAUGAUGAACAAGUUGCAGACGUUCAAAUGGACUUAGAGAGAGAAAGCGUGCAAGAAGCUCUACAACAAACAACUCAUGACGAUCAAGAAGUGCUACAACAAACAAUUCACGACGACGAUCAAGAAGUGUUACAACAAAUAAUUAAUGACGAUCAACAAGCACCAGAUCCUGAAAUCAAUGCUAGACAAUCUUCAGUUGAACCAAGGCGACAAAAAAGACGACGACUUUACUAUAUGUAUGAUGAAAAUACUGAAAUGACUAAUGAACAAAUAAUUGCUAUGCGAGAUGGUAUUGUAAAUGAUUUAGAAGAGGGUGAAAGAAUUGCAAGAGAUAAAGCAAAGAUGCAAGAGUAUAAAGAUCUAUGGAGACAAGCCCUUUAUACACCAGGCCUACCACGCAAGUAUAUUUUAAUCAAUAAAUUAUUUUAUGACUAUUUACAUAUUCUAAUUAUCUCUCUUCAUUAUCAAAAUAAUCUAGAUGACAUUGUUAAACAAAGGAGAGCUCAGCCAGCUCUUAUACCUCAACAUACUAAUCUAGAUGAGUUUGACGAUUUAUAUGCUGACGUUGAGGACGUCGGCAUUGGUGGAUCACGUCAGCGUGAAAGAGAUGGCAGUUUACAAGAUAUUGAACUUGAACGCUUAAGAAAAGCUGGUAGUCAAAGCAAUUCUGCAAUUACGGGGUUAAACAGUACUGGCACAGAAGUUCCAGAUCUGUUGGAUUUUGAUGCCACUUCAUCGGCAGGAAACAUAAGUCGCGAUAUUUUGGAAUUUUCGGGACAACUUGGAAGACCAAGUUCCAUAGAAUUGCAGAGACCAUCCAUUUCCAUGUCAGAAAACUUUCCUCCUUUUGAUGAUAAUAUUGAAAUUCCAGAUUUUCAAAUAUUUGGAGAAUUGGAGGAAGAUAGUUCAAUGAGUGCUAGAGGAAGACAUCGUAAUUCAGAUUUAAAGUCUAAUAUAAAUAGCGAACAUGAACAAUUAAAUUUUCUGGAAUUUAUAAAAGAUUUGAUGCAAAAAGCUGAAGUAUCAAGCGCUAUAUUUCAAGAUAUUAUGAUGGCUCAGCGUGUUAAACGUGCCGAAACAGCUAAAGCCUUUUAUAAUAUUUUAGGCCUCGCAACAAAAAAUCUAAUUAAAGUCAAACAAGUUCAACCAUAUAAUGAUAUUUUAAUUGAACUUAGAGAGUAA
Molecule: messenger RNA, 1632 nt
Organism: Dentiscutata heterogama
Lineage: Eukaryota; Fungi; Glomeromycota; Glomeromycetes; Diversisporales; Gigasporaceae
Source: the annotation of a GenBank genome assembly